Zonotrichia leucophrys gambelii is the source of this 3578-nucleotide messenger RNA. It is a transcript of the gene MTTP, whose product is annotated as microsomal triglyceride transfer protein. Gene Ontology annotation, biological process: cholesterol homeostasis; lipoprotein metabolic process; lipid transport. NCBI's taxonomy places the organism in Eukaryota, Metazoa, Chordata, Aves, Passeriformes, Passerellidae. Gene Ontology annotation, cellular component: Golgi apparatus; endoplasmic reticulum; basolateral plasma membrane. Bases 503 to 3415 code for a protein of 970 amino acids. The record is from RefSeq and is a predicted model, not a curated record. The transcript is spliced from 21 exons. Gene Ontology annotation, molecular function: lipid binding.
UGCAAACUGGCUUUGGCCAGUGGCUUGGGUGGGUAUCUCUGACCCCCUGUCCCCUGCGGCAGAAACAGGGGGUCUUAUUCACCCAAAGCCUGCGAGCUGGGGGCUCACAGGCAGCAGCUGAAAGGAGCAGAUCCUGCUUCCUCCCAGAGCUGGGAAGGCUUUGUGUGCUGGGGAGAGGCAUGCAGCCUCGCAGGGCAUGCCAAGAAACACGGAGGGUUGGCCUGCUGCCCCACUGACACCUGAGGGACAGCUGAAGGACAUCCUUUACCCAGCCCUGUGGCCAUGAGGCUCUAACCUCUGCCACUGCAAUGAUGUAAGAUGGGGGCUGAAAGAAAGAACAUUGAUUUAGUAUGGUACAGUGCAGCAGGCACCGACAUCACAUCUGAGUCUGUAAUGAAGUAGGAUCUGUUUUUGGGAUGGCACUGAUAAAUCCCAUGUACUUCUGCUUCCUGGAAGACCUUUAAAAACCUAUGCUUCUGUGGUUGCUCAGAGAUGAUGACAGAUGAUGCAAGACAGUGGAAACAGUGGUCAAGAUCUGGCCCCUGGCAGAAACAGAGCUGAUGGUCCCUUCAUUCAGAGAGAGGAGUGGUGGCAGGAUCUCCUGGUUCUUCCAGCACUGGAGAUAAACAGUGUGGCCAAGCCUGUGGCUCUCUCUGCAAGCUCCACACUCUCAGCUCACUUCUUGGAGGUUCUCACACUUCAUGCUGCAGUCAGGAGCUCGGCAGAGUCCAGCAUGAUUCUUCUUACCGUGCUGUUCCUUUGCAUCAUUUCCACCUACUCAGCCUCUGUGAAAGGGCACACUACUGGGCCCAGCCUAAAUAAUGACAAGCUAUAUAAGUUUGCUUACUCAGCUGAAGUCUAUGUUGAUCAAGUGAAAGCAUCCCUGCAGAAAAGUGCAGGAUAUCGGAUUUCUUCUGGUGUGGAUGUCAACCUCUUAUGGAGAAAUCCUGACAAUGAUGAUGACCAGCUGGUCAAAAUUACGAUGAAAGAUGUUCAGGUUGAAAAUGUGAAUGAGCGUCCAGCUGAUAAAAACAUCUUCAAAGGGAAAAGCACGGAGAAGAUCAUCGGCAAAGAGUAUCUGGAGGCUUUGCAGAGGCCCAUAAUGGUUGAGCUAGUUCGUGGAAAAAUCAAAACCUUCUACUCAUAUCAAAAUGAACCUGGUUUUACUCAGAACAUUAAGAGAGGUCUGGCUAGCCUUUUCCAGCUGCAGCUGCACUCUGGCUCUUCCCGUGAGGUGGACAUUUCUGGGAAAUGUGAUACUACUUACCAUGUGCGGCAAGAUCAAGUGACUAAAAUAAAAGACCUGGACUCCUGUGAAAUAGAAAAGAAAGGAUUUACCAGCCACAACAAGAUCUUGGAUAUCAGUACAAAAGCCACAUCUGCUACAGUUUAUGUGCUGGAAGACAGUUUCAUUAAAUCCAUUAAGGCAGAAGAAAAUUUUGUUUUCGCCCUGAAUUACCGACGAAAAACAGGUGCCAAAAUAGUUUCAAAGCAGAGGCUGGAGCUGAAGUCAGUCCAAGCUGGGACGGGACUGAUCGCUGCAAAGCAAGUCGCUGGUGUGAUCAAGACCUUGGACCCCAAUUAUGUUGCCAUUGCCCUGGAAGCAGAGCCAGUGAAAUCCGAAUGCAAAAAGUGCCCUUCACUUUCUGAGCACUGGAAGAACAUCAGAGAACAAAUGCAUCCUGACAAACUUUCCAAACCUGAUGCAGCAAAAAGCUUUUUGUCCUUCAUUCAGAACAUCAGGAAAGCUACGAAGGAGGAGAUACUGAAAAUUAUUAAAAGUGAAAAUAAAGAGCUUCUUCCACAGGUAGUGGAUGCUGUAACCUCAGCUCAGACCCCAGAAUCACUGGAGGCCAUGCUGGAGUUUCUUGACUUUAAGGAUGCAAGCACUUUUAUCCUGCAGGAGCGGUUCCUGUAUGCCUGUGGAUUUGCUUCUCACCCCAGUGAAACGCUCCUGAAAUCAUUAACUGAGAAGUUCAAGGGGGAUGUCGCCAGUCAAGAAAUCAGAGAAACUCUUGUCAUUGUCAUGGGAGCGCUCAUUAGAAAGCUGUGUGACAGGGACGGCUGCAAGCUGCCAGCUGUUGCGGAAGCCAAAAGGUUGAUUCUGAAUAGGCUGGAGAAGGCCAGCAAAGAUGACAACGUGCAGAUGUACCUGCUGGCACUGAAGAACGCACUCCUUCCCGAAGCAAUUCCAGUGCUCCUGAAGUAUGCCGAGUCAGGAGAAGGGCCAAUCAGCAGCCUUGCUGCCACUGCCUUGCAGAGAUACGAUCCUUCUUUUCUCACCAAAGAGGUGAAGGAAACAAUGAACAGGAUAUACCACCAGACUCGCAAAAUCCACGAAAAGACAGUGAGAACCACAGCAGCUGCCAUCCUCUUAAACAGUAACCCAUCCUACAUGGAAGUGAAAAACAUCCUGCUCUCCAUUGGGGAACUGCCUAUGGAGAUGAACAAGUACAUGCUGUCCAUGAUCCAAGAUAUACUGCGCUUUGAAAUGCCUUCCAGCAAAACAGUUCGGCAAGUUCUGAAGGACAUGCGUGCCCAUAACUACGAUCGCUUCUCCAAGAUGGGCUCUUCCUCUGCCUACACUGGAUAUAUCACACGUGGUCCUGAUGUGUCAUCCACAUACAGCCUCGACAUCCUCUACUCUGGCUCUGGCAUUUUACGGAGAAGUAACAUGAACAUCCGUGUUUUUGACAGAAGCACUGACCUUCAUGCCAUCCAGGUGGUUCUCGAAGCUCAGGGUCUGGAGUCCAUAAUAGCUGCAACUCCUGAUGAAGGCGAGGAAAACCUGGACUCCUUUGCUGGCAUGUCAGCCAUUCUGUUUGGUUUCCAGCUGAGACCAGUGACAUUUUUCCAAGGGUAUGGUGAUUUAAUGUCUAAAAUGCUCUCGGCAACUGGAGAUCCCAUGAAUGUGGUGAAAGGACUUGUCCUCCUCACAGAUUUCUUACAGGAAAUCCAGCUGCAGUCUGGGCCCACAGCCAGUGCAGAGUUCAUGGGUGGGCUGGCCAUCGACAUCUCUGGAGGGAUGGAGUUCAGCCUGUGGUACCGGGAAUCCAAAACCAACGUCAAGAACCGGGUAGCCAUGUUUGUAGCUGGUAACACCGAGGUGGAUUCCUUCUUUGUAAAAACUGGUAUGGAAACCACUUUGGAAACAGAAACAGCUUUAGACUUCAUCUCCACAGUGCAGUUUUCACAGUACCCAUUUUUGGUCUGUAUGCAGAUGGAUAGAGUGGACUCUCCAUUCAGGACGCACAUGACCAAGUACGAGAGCCUGCCCUCCGGCAGGCGCUACACGGCCCGGAGGGGCAAGGCAGCCACGCUGGCCGGGAACGAAUACCCCCUGCACCAGGAGAACUCCAACAUGUGCAAGAAGGUGUUUGGCGCCAAGUCGGACUCUGCUGGCGGCUGGUUUUGAAAGCAGCGCCUGGGCUCCUGCUUUCCUGCGCCCCUCAGUGACUUCGGCCUGCACACACCUUACCAGCGUGGAGCUUGACCCUGCACUGCUGCAUUAAUGGGAAAUUUGCCAUUGAUUUCAACGGGCCAGCAUCAAACUCUCAGUGUGUGCACAGUGUUUACAU